Messenger RNA from Uloborus diversus, 6897 nucleotides. RefSeq names its product plexin-A2-like. Gene Ontology annotation, cellular component: semaphorin receptor complex. Gene Ontology annotation, molecular function: semaphorin receptor activity; protein binding. The transcript is spliced from 38 exons. The record is from RefSeq and is a predicted model, not a curated record. Gene Ontology annotation, biological process: regulation of cell shape; positive regulation of axonogenesis; motor neuron axon guidance. NCBI's taxonomy places the organism in Eukaryota, Metazoa, Arthropoda, Arachnida, Araneae, Uloboridae.
GUUGGAUAGAGUGGAGAUUUAUUUUCACUUGACUUCGGAACUCGUCGGAACUUACGGUGUGGAAAACUUCGUUGAUGACUAAAUUUCAAAAAAUUGGAUAUAGUGUUUCGAUCUUUCAGCAAAUAUCCAGUCGGUGCGACAAUGACUUCAUGACCUCAGCAACUUGCACAUGCAGAAGCAACUUGUAACUUGCUGCUAAAGCUGGAAAUCAUAGGCCUCUGCGUUAUUUGUGCGUCGAGCUAAGGCAACGUCAAGAUGCAGGUUCGUCGUCGCAUCAAGUCAUCAAUAUCUCCUUUGCUUCUUCUGUUCCUUUUUGUUCCACCAACAGUUCUUUCACAACAAGACCUGGAAGAUGAAAAUUUCGAGGUUUUCGAAGAUCAAAUGACAGAAAAAUUCAACCAUCUGACAGUUCACGAUUACACUGAAAAAGUGUACAUCGGUGCAGUAAAUCGCAUUUACCAAUUAUCACGUGAUCUCAAAGUGGAGGCUAUUGCAGUGAUGGGACCCCAAGAGGACAGUCCAAAAUGUCCCGUCACCAGAAUUUGUCCCAACGAAGCUAAACGGCCAACUGAGUAUUAUAAUAAAGCUCUGGUCAUUGAUUACCCUCAGAGUCGGUUGAUUGCUUGUGGGAGUCUCUUUCAAGGUAUUUGUACAGUACACAAUCUUAACGAUGUAACGAAUUUCGUAACUCCAGCUAACGAAUCUGUUGUGGCCAAUAACUCAACAGCUUCCACAGUGGCCUUCAUUGCCCAAGGACCGAAGAGCUUACCUCGCAUGCAUGUGCUGUACGUAGGAGUGUCAUAUACAGGAAAUGGGCCAUACCGUUCUGAUGUACCAGCAGUUAGCAGUCGAAGUCUUGAUCCGAAUAAUAUGUUUGCCAUUGCUCAUACCGGUGUGACUACGGGCACAAAAGUCAUGGUUAACAGUAUGUCUCGAGAAAUAUAUCCUAUUACCUAUGUUUAUGGUUUCAGUUCAAAAGGAUUUUCUUAUUUUGUGACGGUACAAAAAAAGUUUACGGAUCCUCCAAAACCUUUCAUAUCCAAAUUGGUUCGAAUAUGUCAUGAAGACGUUCAUUAUUAUUCAUACACUGAAGUUCCAUUGGUGUGUCGAGCACCUGAUGGUACAGAUUAUAAUUUAGCGCAAGCUGCUUAUGUUGGAAGACCGGGAUCAGAGCUCGCAGUCUCUUUAGGCAUUGCUGCUCAAGAUGAUGUCUUAUUUGCUGUAUUUGCUAAAUCAAAGGAUGAAUCGGACAUAUACAACAAGCCCAGCCCAAAUUCUGCACUCUGCGUAUAUGCUCUCUCGGCUGUUCACAGAAAAUUUACGCAGAAUAUACAGCAUUGUUUCAAUGGAUUUGGAGAUAGAGGCUUAGAUUUUAUCAACCCAAGUCAAAACUGCAUGGUUACGCAAGUUCAAAUCAACGAUGACUUCUGCGGCAUGGAUGUGAACACGCCACUGGGGGGCAGCAUGCCCAUAGAGGCCACUCCUGUGCUGACUUAUUCGGGACUGCUCUUGACCUCUGUAGCAGCUACUUCCACUCAUGAUUACACAGUGGCUUUCAUGGGUACGGCAACCGGCCACUUGAAAAAGGCUGUUGUUGAAUCAGUUACCAGCGCCUUUGAAUAUAGUGAUUUACAGAUUGAUGAAGGCAAAUCUGUCAGCCCUGAUAUGUUGUUUGAUAAGAACAAAGAAUUUCUUUAUGUAAUGACUGAACGUAGGGUGACGAUGGUCAAAGUGCAAGAGUGUCUAGUCUACAAAACUUGCAGUGAAUGCUUAGAGGCUCAAGAUCCGUACUGUGGUUGGUGCUCUCUGGAAAACAAAUGUAGUUUAAGAAGUGAUUGUGCAGAAGCUGCGCAAGAUCCUCUUUACUGGUUAUCUUACAAAAGUGGCAAAUGUACAACCAUAACAAGUGUGCAUCCACCUCAGAUCCAAAGGACAACGGCUAGAAUAUUGAACUUAGUGAUAGACAAUUUGCCAGUCUUGGAAGGCCAGUUCUUUUGCGCAUUCACAGCUCUGGGAAAAACUCUGGUUACAAAUGCAUCUCGCUCAGCAAAUGGAGUUAGUUGCGCUACUCCUCAUACAGAUUCGCUGCCACCAAUACCUCCUACUCAGCAUCAUUUCACUGCUAAAUUAUCUGUAAGAAUGAAAAUUGGACCUGAUUUUGUUGCAACAAACUUUACCUUCUAUGAUUGCAGCACAUACACUUCGUAAGUAUUACCAUGUACACAAUGUGUCUCCAGUCCUUUCCCGUGCGAUUGGUGCGUUGGAGGACAUCGAUGCACUCAUGACACAGGAGAGAACUGUCGUAAUGACAUACUAGUAACGGGUAUUUCUAGCAUUGGUCCUAGUAUACGAUCGGGGCCAGGCUUUUGUCCUAGAAUAAAUACAACAACAGGUGGAUCCAUAGAAAUAUUAGUCCCAUCAGGAAUUAGUAAACGCAUUCAAGUUAAAGUUGACAAUAUACAGCCUAUAAUUGCAUCCACAAGGUUUGUUUGCCAAUUCAACAUAGAAGGGCGAGUUAGGCAAGUUCAUGCGCAGCUUUUGGGUGAUACGAUAUACUGUGAUCCUAUGGUGUUUGCUUAUGGUACUCAAGCUCCUAACAUUACAACUGCUUUUGCUGUUAUAUGGGAUGGGAGUAAGCCACUAGAUAAUCCAGAAAAUAUUCAUGUUUUAGUCUAUCGGUGCCAAGGAAUGGCUCAAAACUGUGGAAUCUGCCUAGAACUUCCUGAUAAAUAUGCAUGCGGUUGGUGCCAAGAUCCUCCAUCUUCUUGUCAAGUACAUGAACAGUGCAGUGCUGAUCCUACACAGUGGUUAGAUCAUAGUCAAACCUGUCCAGAUCCUAAAAUAACAAGGUUCUAUCCUGAAUCUGGACCUUGGGAAGGUGGAACUAAUAUAACAAUUGAAGGAAUAAAUCUCGGAAGGGUGUUUGAAGACGUUGCUGGUGGUGUUAAAGUUGUUUAUGAUGCUGAUGGUCGAACAAUUGCUGAAUGUUUACCGCACAAAGAAAAUUACAGAAAAACCAGCAAAAUUGUAUGUCAAGUUGAAAGCCCACGCAAUCUCACUACUGGUCUUGGUAGAGGUUCUAUAGCUGGCCCGAUUGUAGUCAAAGUCCAAAAUGAUUACAUUGCUAGAUCUAAGAAGCACUACUCAUUUGUGAAUCCACGAAUAACAUCUGUUGAACCAAGUAAAGGUCCAAAGUCUGGUGGGACUCGACUGAGAAUUUGGGGCUUGCACAUGGAUGCUGGUAGCAGAGCUGAAGCAUUUGUUGAUGGCUUGGAAUGUAAAGUCACUGGGAGAAGGCGAAAUUGUGUUGAGUGUACAACAUCAGCAUCUAAAGAAAAAGGUCCUGGGAAAGUCAGAGUUAAGUUUGAUAAUGGGCUUCGAAUAUUUGAGGAUUAUAACUUUCUUUAUGUUGAUGAUCCAGUUAUUUUACAUGUAGAAUCUGGGUCUGGACAACGUGGUACAUCGAAAGGCAUUCCAAGUGGUGGCAUCAGCAUAACAGUUCAUGGCACAAAUUUAAAUGCUGUCCAGGAACCUAUGAUGUAUGUUAUGGUUGACAAUCAAGAAUAUACUAGUCAAUGUAAAGCCGAAUCUGCCACUGAAAUGAAGUGCCGAAGUCCAGCUGUUCCACCAUCAAAGUUGGACUUCUCGGGAGAGGAAGCUAUAGAGCUAGAUUUUGGUUUUUUAAUGGAUAAUGUUGACAAAGUGAAAAAUUUAAGUGAAAGACCUGGCUUUCCUAAGUUUUAUAUGUACCCUGAUCCUCUUUAUUACAAGUUUACUGAAGAGAAUCAGAUUAAGUACUACAAGAGUGACUACUUGACAAUCAAUGGUCAAAAUCUGGAUCGUGCAUCACAAGAAUCUGAUGUUAUUGUUCGUAUUGGAACAAGCUAUUGCAACGUAACAUCACUUUCAAGAUCUCAACUGACAUGUCGUCCACCAACUUCUCAGCCCCAUGCACGAGAUUUUGCUGGCUUUCCAAUCCCUGGACAGUUACCAGAAGUUGUGGUGGAAGUGGGAGAUAUUUUGAAAUUUCCAAUUGGAAAGCUUAGCUAUGAACUUCCAUCCUCUCAUGAUAGUGCCUUAUCCAAACCAGUCAUAAUUGGUGUCAUAGUAGGAGGAUGCAUUCUUGUGAUAAUUGUCAUCAUAAUUCUAAUUGCUUAUCGCCAAAAAUCCACUGAAAGUAGUCGUGUGUUGAAAAAUAUGCAAGAGCAGAUGGAUGUUCUUGAACUUCGUGUAGCUAGUGAAUGUAAAGAAGCAUUUGCUGAGUUACAGACUGAAAUGACAGAUUUAACGAGUGAUCUGACUGCUGGUGGAAUCCCAUUUUUAGAUUACCAAAGUUAUGCUAUGAAAGUACUUUUCCCUAAUUCAGAUGACCACCCAGUUCUUCGAGAAAUGCAGCUUGAUCCUUUGAAGAAACCAUACAUUGAGAAAGGGCUGCGUCUGUAUGGUCAAUUAAUUAUGAACAAAAUUUUCUUGUUACUUUUCAUACGAACACUGGAAUCCAAUCGCUAUUUUUCUAUGAGAGAUAGAGUCAACGUUGCAUCUUUGAUCAUGGUUACACUACAAGGCAAAAUGGAGUAUUGUACAGACAUUUUGAAAACUCUAUUAGCUGAGUUAAUUGAAAAAUGUAUUGAAGGGAAGAGCCAUCCAAAACUUCUAUUAAGAAGGACAGAAUCAGUAGCAGAAAAGAUGCUAUCUUCAUGGUUUACUUUUUUGCUGUAUAAAUUUUUAAGGGAAUGUGCAGGUGAUCCCCUUUUUAUGCUAUAUCGAGCAAUUAAACAGCAAGUUGAUAAGGGACCAGUGGAUGCAAUUACUAGUGAAGCAAGGUAUUCAUUGUCAGAAGAAAAAUUGAUACGACAGUCUAUUGAAUACAAAAGCAUGACUGUGUAUGUGUCAAUGUCGUUGCAAACGCAAUAUGUAUCUGGACUUGAACCCCCGGGAGAAAACAUUGAAACACCUGUGAAAGUUUUAUGCUGUGAUACUAUUCUACAAGUUAAAGAAAAAUCAUUAGAUACCAUAUACAAAAGCACCCCAUUUACACAGAGGCCUAGCAAAGAGGAUUUAGAUUUAGAAUGGAGAACUGGAACGUCUGGUCGUUUAACUUUAUCAGAUGAAGAUGCAACAACAAAACAAGAUGGAGAGUGGAAAAGGCUCAAUACACUUGCUCAUUAUAAGGUUCCAGAUGGUGCUCUGUUGACUCUGGUGCCAAAGCAGUCGUCCAUGUAUAAUCUCUCCAUCAUGACUGACAAAGUUGAUAGGCAUAAAUAUGAAACAUUGAAUUUCUCAUUGAAGACCAGUCCAACACUUAGUAGAGCAACAUCACCCCUAAAUCAUGAUCCAGAAUCUGGUUACAAGUACUGGCAUUUAGUUAAACAUCAUGAUGCUGAAACAAACAAAGAAGGUGAAAGGGGGAACAAGAUGGUUUCUGAAAUAUAUUUAACUCGUCUUUUAGCAACAAAGGGUACUUUGCAAAAAUUUGUGGAUGAUUUGUUUGAAACAAUAUUUUCAACUGCACAUAGAGGUAGUGCACUUCCCCUUGCCAUUAAAUAUAUGUUUGACUUCCUCGAUGAUCAAGCUUUAAAUCAUGCAAUUUCAGACCCAGAAGUUGUUCAUACGUGGAAAUCCAACAGUUUACCAUUAAGGUUUUGGGUGAAUCUUAUUAAAAAUCCCAAUUUUGUGUUUGAUAUAUACAAGACAAAUAUUGUGGACUCUUGUCUUUCUGUGGUAGCCCAAACAUUUAUGGAUGCUUGUUCAACUUCUGAACAUAGGUUAGGAAAAGAUUCUCCCAGUAGUAAACUUCUUUAUGCCAAAGAUAUACCUAUUUAUAAAGACUGGGUAGAAAGAUAUUAUCAAGACAUACAACUGAUGCCAGCAAUAAGUGAUCAAGACAUGAAUGCCAUGCUUGCAGAAGAAUCUAGGCUUCAUGCACAUGAGUUCAAUACGAAUGUAGCCUUGUAUGAACUCUACAGUUAUGCAGUUAAAUAUAAUGAUCAGUUGAUGCAAACUUUAGAAGAGGAUGAAUUUUCACGAAAGAACAAAUUGGCCUUGAAAUUAGAGCAAGUACAUGCAAUAAUGAGUGGAGAGUCAGAAGCAUGACAGUAUUAUUGGCAAUCUGUGGACGUGUGACAUCAUUAAUGUCCCAGUGUGCUUUGUCAAACCUUCACCGAUUGCCACGGCUCGGUUUAAAGGACUUGCUGCCACUUGUUGGGAUCAUCCAUUCUAUGCAAAUAAGGAUGCCCUCUGAGGGGCGAUUGGGUGCAAUUCAUCCGUUGCCCUCAGUUCCUAGACAGCAACGAAACUUCUUGAUGAACGAAAGAAUCUUUUAGAUACUGAAGAUAAAUUGUGUGCAGGACUUCAAGAAAUUCAAUUCUUCAUGACAUUAAUGCCAGCCUGCUUUCGGAUGCAAUGUGAAAAUAAGUAGAAUCAAAUUUAUUUCAUAAAAUGCUGGCACCUAGUGAGCUGAGCCCAUGCUCAUUAUGUUAAUUUUGGUGCCAAACAGUGGCAAGAUAUUUUCCAUUUUGUUUUAUAGUUGGCCCUUCUUAUGGAUGCACCUAGUCUUUUACUAUUGUUCAUCCCCUCUUUGCAUCCCCCUGCUGAAUAAUUUCAUUGUCUCAUGAUCAAAUGUUCACCAAUUGCAUGUGCAACUUCCAGUGCCUUUGUAAUGCAUGCUUCUGAGUUAUUUUAAAAAUUUAGAAGGCAUUCCAGUUUUACCCUUAGUAGCCUUGACCUUGAGUCUUCCACUUUGUGUUCCUUGUCUAAGAACAAAAACUUGUUUAUUUGUCUCAUUGUUUACGGGGCCUUUUGUGAAUUAGUACGAUGUUCGAAAUGUCUUACUGAACUUCAAACCAAUGAAAAAUGAAACGAGGCAAUAUGUAGAAAACACUAUAUAUAUAUAUAUAU